Messenger RNA from Lineus longissimus, 2619 nucleotides. RefSeq lists its product as uncharacterized. Gene Ontology annotation, molecular function: zinc ion binding; nucleic acid binding. The coding region runs from base 1 to 2619 and encodes 872 amino acids. NCBI's taxonomy places the organism in Eukaryota, Metazoa, Nemertea, Pilidiophora, Heteronemertea, Lineidae. The transcript is spliced from 2 exons. The record is from RefSeq and is a predicted model, not a curated record.
AUGAUCGAGGAUCAGAUUCUCCAGCUACAACUAAAUGAAACAAAGAGAAAGGCGGAAGCUGAAUCUCAGCAGGCCGUGUUGAAAAGAUCCCUUGAGCGCCAGAAGUUGGUAAAGGAGCUGAAGAUGGAGGAAGCUCGUCUUCAGGCCUACGAAGAAGAAGAGGCCCCAUCCGUGUCGGAGAUCAGGCAGUUUCCAGUUCCUCCUAUGUCGGCACAGCAGACUCCGAUGGAACCAACCCGGGAACCAGAGAGGCUACCAGUCAACCCCAUGACCAUGCUUGCUACCCGGAUGGAGCCACUCAGAGAGUUAAGGACGACACCCUCGCUGCAGUCACCUUUGCCACACGUGACAGUAACAGAGACACAGAGGAAACAGGCACAAGUCCAACAGUCGGCUCAAGUCUUGUUCCACCCUCCAAGCGGGAGAGCUCCGAAGACAGAAAACCCAACGAGAUUGCCUGGGUCGUCCCUGAGGCCUGAAGCCUCAGUAUGGUCUCCCCAACCGGAGACACCUGGCCCAAAGCAAGAGACGGUUAGCGAUCUGGCCUUUAUCGCUAACACCCUGGCAGCAUCAAUUAACCUGGGACGCCUUCCGGUGCCAGAGCCGCCCAUCUUCAGUGGAGACCCCCUCCUCUUCCCAGACUGGAUGGCCUCAUUCAAGAGCCUGAUAGAGAGUCGAGGUGUACCAUCUCAUGAGAGAAUACACUAUCUUAAAAAAUAUUUAGGAGGCCCGGCAAGAGAAGCGGUUGCAGGCUGCUCUCUUCUUCGUUCAGAGAACGCCUACGAGAAGGCAAAAGAGAUCUUAGAAGACAGGUACGGCAGUGACUUUGCCGUAUCUGAUGCAUUCAGAAAGAAGUUGGACUCCUGGCCCAAGCUGUCUGGAAAAGACAGCAAAGGACUCAGGAAAUUAUCCGAUUUCCUAGAGCAGUGCGCAAUUGCUCAGGAGGAGGUGAAGGGCCUCAACAUGUUGAAUGAUAUCUGGGAGAAUAGGAAAUUACUCCAAAAGCUUCCAGAUUGGAUAGUUUCCAGGUGGGGCCGCACCGUCAACAAGAUCAAAAAGACCAGAAGAGAGUACCCUACAUUCAAAGAUUUCAGGACCUUUCUCCUGGAAGAGGCCGAGAUCGCGUGUGACCCAGUUGUUUCCAUAGGAUCGCUGAAGUCCCCAGAGACAGCGGGGGAGCCUUACCCCAAAGACGCGGCGAAGGGUACCAAGGGACCAGGAGCAAAGACCCUUCUUACUAAAACGACCGGUGACAACAAGAACACUACAACUACCUACGCUGCUCAGGGACAGACCAGCGUGUGCAGCUUCUGCGGAAAAAAGGGACAUUACAUUCAAGAAUGUCGCUCACUUGCCGCAAAAUCAAGACAAGAGAAGCAGGAGAUUGUCAAGAACGGAGGUUUUUGCUAUGGGUGUCUGAAAAGGGGCCACAUGGUGAAGGAGUGCCCCAAACGCGGCACUUGCAAGCGUUGUAAUGGGAAACAUCCGACCAGUCUCCAUGAGGAAAGGGGAGAGAGAGCAAUUAAGAACCCCGACCCUAUGAAGGAUGGAAAAGAAGCGACAGAGACAGUGAGAGAGAAAGCUUCCUGCAAGAGGACAGCCUGUCCCACUGCUAAACAGAAUUGUGCCAUGAUAGUGCCAGUUUGGGUGUCCAGCUCAGACAAUCCUGACAAAGAGCAAUUGGUUUAUGCUCUACUGGACACACAAUCAGACACUUCCUUCAUACUCAGUCACACUGCAGACCGGCUGGGGACACAUUUCACACAAGCCCAGUUGAGUUUGUCCACGAUGACCACGAAGGAUAGAGUAAUAAAUUGCCAGAAAUAUCGUCAUCUCGUGGUCAGAGGUUUUGACAGCAAGGAAAAGAUCCCCAUCCCGGUGGCUUACUCAAGAGAGUUUAUACCAGCGAAUGAAGACAACAUACCCACACCAAAGGUGGCCAAAAGGUGGCCCCACCUCAGAGAGGUCGCCACAAGGCUUCAACCCCUCCAAGACAUCGACGUGGGGCUGCUGAUUGGCUUUGACUGCCCCCAGGCACUGGCUCCGAGGUCCAGCAUCCUUGGGCAGGGUAAUGAACCCUUUGCGAUAGAGACGUCCCUUGGCUGGAGCCUUGUUGGAGGGGACUGCCUGCAGCCCUCGGGGGACAGUGUAGGACUAUCUUGCAUGGCUGUAUCAACCAAGGUCCCGGAGACACUCCAGCUAUCGGAAACACCAAAUACGGUAAAGUUUGUGCUCAAGACGAGCAUCAAGGAAACAACACUAAGACCACUCCACCUAGCCGAGAUAUUAGAGGCUGAUUUCAAACAAGAUGGACCACAAGAAAACACCGUAUCUCAAGAAGACAUCCAGUUCCUUCGGAUCCUGAGUGAAGGCAUCCACCAGCAAAAGGACGGCUUCUUCAACAUGCCACUCCCUUUCAAAGAAAAGAGACCAACCCUCCCUUAUAAUAUCUUCAUGGCAAAGGUCCGGCUGGAACACUUGAAGCGCAGAUUUAGAAGAGACAGCAAAUACUUUGCCGAUUACACAGCCUUUAUGGAAGACAUUAUCAAGCAAGGAGAUGCCGAAAGGGCGACACAGGACAGCGAUAGAAAGGGACAAAUCUGGGCCCAGAUCAAUUGA